Hipposideros armiger (great roundleaf bat) is the source of this 939-nucleotide messenger RNA. Its product is annotated as olfactory receptor 5W2-like. Gene Ontology annotation, cellular component: membrane. Gene Ontology annotation, biological process: G protein-coupled receptor signaling pathway. The record is from RefSeq and is a predicted model, not a curated record. The transcript has a single exon. Gene Ontology annotation, molecular function: G protein-coupled receptor activity; olfactory receptor activity. NCBI's taxonomy places the organism in Eukaryota, Metazoa, Chordata, Mammalia, Chiroptera, Hipposideridae.
AUGGCUGUUGAGAACUGCACUGGCUUUACUGACUUCAUCCUCCUAGGACUUUCUGGCAGACGGGAUGUGCAGCAGGGGCUCUUUGUGCUCUUUCUGCUGGUUUACGGCAUCACUGUGAUCGCCAACCUAGGGAUGGUCCUGCUGAUCCACAUGGACCCCAGACUCCACACGCCUAUGUAUUAUUUCCUGAGCAAUCUGUCUUUCUGUGAUGUCUGCUACUCCUCCACUGUCUCUCCCAAAAUGCUGGCUGAUUUCUUAUCUGAGCAAAAGAGGAUUCCAUAUAACUAAUGUGCAAUCCAGAUGUUUCUUUUUAGUGCCUUUGGAGAUGUGGAGUGUCUCAUGUUGUCUGUCAUGGCCUAUGACCGUUACGUAGCCAUUUGCAAUCCCCUUCUUUAUACAGUUACCAUGACCAGGAGAGUGUGUGCCCAGCUACUGGCCGUUGUAUACAUUGAAGGUUUGGUGGAUUCAGCAAUCCACACCUAUUGCACAUUUCAAUUGUCAUUCUGCAACUCUAAUAUCAUCAAUCACUUUUUUUGCGAAAUCCCAUCCUUACUAUCCCUCUCCUCCUCUGAUACAUCCAUUAAUGAGAAAAUUUUGUUCGUCUCUACUAGCUGUAUUCUGGGGUUCAGUGUUAUCACUAUCUGCCUUUCGUACAGCUACAUCAUAACCACCAUCCUUAGAAUAACCUCAAAUGAGGGGAGAAGCAAAGCCUUCUCUACCUGUGUCUCCCACUUAACUGCUGUGGCUAUAUUUUAUGGAACACUCUUGUUCAUGUAUUUUCGACCCAGCUCAAGUUACUCUAUGGACACAGACAAAGUGGCCUCUGUUUUUUAUACAGUUGUCAUCCCCAUGUUAAACCCACUGAUCUACAGCUUAAGGAAUAAGGAUGUGAAAUGUGCCUUCAAAAAAACAAUAGGCACUAAAUUAUGUUCUGGCUGA